AAAAAGACCAAAAUAAAUUGAAAGUACCUCAGUUCAGUUCAGAAAUUAAUUUGUAGAAAGAACAUGGAUUAUGCUCCAACUUCAGGUGUAAACAACAUGACCAACGUCAACACAGGGGUGGAUCAGCUAGCUCAACGUCUGUUGGAAGUGCAACUCCCGAUGGCUAACAUGACGAGAAUCAUGCGCGGUAUCCUUCCAACGAACGCGAAAAUCAAAGAUGGAUCGAAAGAGUCUGUGCAAAAAUUAGGGAGCUACUAUAUCAAUCGUAUCACAAAAAAAGCUAAGGAACGUUGCAAUAUGGAGCGACGAAAGACUGUGACAGCUGAGGAUAUUCUUUGGGCCAUGAUCAAUAUGGGCCUGACUAUCCAUGCUAGGCUUUUAGCCCAAUACCUCAACAGGUAUCGUGAAUAUAAUCCACCGAGUUACUACAACGUGCGAGAAUUGAAUGUCACUCCACUCGCUGCAUCCCAUCCUAAUGAACCCAUCCCGGGUUAUCCAUACCCGCAUUUCCCACCAAAUGUGCUGUUUUAUGAUCCUGUUACUGCUUCCUUGGUAACUUCCAGGGACUUUGAGAUGGCCGCGGGGAAUGAUGGUAGUCCUUCUGAGGCUUCUACUUCAACUGUUAUGCCUGCUUAUCCAUUUUGACAGUUGGGAUAGUAGACUGAUGAUGUGAACAAGCAGGUGGCGUUGUGUUGUGGUAUAUUCCAGAAUGGAAUAAUAAUGUUUUUAUGUAUGUUUAUCGUUUGAACUCUAUCUGGAGUAACAGUAUGUUUGUGUUUUCAAGUUUGUGUGUGUGUGUUUUUUAAGUUUCCUUGUUAAGAACUCUAUGUUUAUGUACUAAUAAGCCACCUGUGUUAAGAACUUUAUGUUAUGUACUAGUAAGCUACCUGUGUUUUGUAUAAUAAAUAAAUGUGUGUGUUUAUAAU
Solanum pennellii is the source of this 926-nucleotide messenger RNA. Its product is annotated as nuclear transcription factor Y subunit B-6-like. Gene Ontology annotation, cellular component: CCAAT-binding factor complex. Gene Ontology annotation, biological process: regulation of transcription by RNA polymerase II. The transcript is spliced from 3 exons. NCBI's taxonomy places the organism in Eukaryota, Viridiplantae, Streptophyta, Magnoliopsida, Solanales, Solanaceae. The coding region runs from base 64 to 645 and encodes 193 amino acids. Gene Ontology annotation, molecular function: protein heterodimerization activity; DNA-binding transcription activator activity, RNA polymerase II-specific; RNA polymerase II cis-regulatory region sequence-specific DNA binding. The record is from RefSeq and is a predicted model, not a curated record.